AUGGCAGGCAUGGAACAUACUUUCGACCAAACGGCGUCAGAAACGAUUGACCUCCUGGAAGCACGAUUGAGGAGAAUUGAGUUUGCAGUCUCGGGCCAAGUGGAGGAUGUACCAAGCUCGGGUAACAAGUCGACAGCGUCCCAACGGCUUGCUGAUCUGGAGCAUUCGCUGCACCAACUGGCCUCAAAGUCGAGAGUUAUUCAAGAGCUGCUGAAACUGCAUGCCAAACAUCCCGAUCUCUUUCAAUCUCUAAGUCCGCAGGAGCUACCGACGACACUGGAUACCGCCACAAUACUAUCCAUCGUCAUGGCAUCCGCAAGCUCUUAUCCCUCCACAUCCUCUCGUCUCACGUCUAUCACGGACGUACCAAUCCCUCCCGCAGAGCUCUCAGCCCAGCUCAUUGAGCUGCAACCACGAAUCGCCAAGGCCGAAGCUGUACAGGCCGCCCAGAAUGCCGAUAUAGCAGAGCUUAGGGAGCGAACCGCUGCUCUGAUUCAGAAGUGGUAUACUACGGAUAUCCUGCGUGUGGGAGAGAAGUGGGCGGAAGUUGAGGGGAGGGUAGAGAAAGCCGAGCAGAGACUAAGGAGAGUUGCGUUGGCGCAAAAGGCUGACUUGCUAUGA
Drepanopeziza brunnea f. sp. 'multigermtubi' MB_m1 is the source of this 621-nucleotide messenger RNA. RefSeq lists its product as uncharacterized. Gene Ontology annotation, biological process: cytoskeleton-dependent cytokinesis. Gene Ontology annotation, cellular component: dynactin complex. The record is from RefSeq and is a predicted model, not a curated record. Lineage: Eukaryota; Fungi; Ascomycota; Leotiomycetes; Helotiales; Drepanopezizaceae.